Molecule: messenger RNA, 3784 nt
Organism: Equus quagga
Lineage: Eukaryota; Metazoa; Chordata; Mammalia; Perissodactyla; Equidae
Gene: KATNAL1
Product: katanin catalytic subunit A1 like 1
Exons: 12
Coding region: 132-1604 (490 amino acids)
Biological process (GO): microtubule severing
Cellular component (GO): microtubule cytoskeleton; microtubule
Molecular function (GO): ATP binding; microtubule binding; ATP hydrolysis activity
Source: RefSeq, a predicted model, not a curated record
CUGGGAAAGACCGAUAAACUUUGAGCCGACCAGGAGAGAGAAAAUCUCUCUUUGUGGUGAGGGGCCUCUUGGGUGGUCGCGGAAUUGGGCUCUGUGCGCUGGGAAGGGGAAGUGGAGGUCUCUGAAAGAAGAUGAAUUUGGCUGAGAUUUGUGACAAUGCAAAGAAAGGAAGAGAAUAUGCACUUCUUGGAAAUUAUGACUCAUCAAUGGUGUAUUAUCAGGGAGUGAUACAGCAGAUUCAGAGGCACUGCCAGUCAGUCAGAGACCCGGCUGUCAAAGGCAAAUGGCAGCAGGUUCGGCAGGAAUUAUUGGAAGAAUAUGAACAAGUUAAAAGUAUUGUCAGCACUUUGGAGAGUUUUAAAAUUGACAAGCCCCCAGAUUUCCCUGUGUCUUCUCAAGAUGAACCGUUUAGAGAUCCCGCUGUUUGGCCGCCCCCUGUACCUGCAGAACACAGAGCUCCGCCUCAGAUAAGGCGCCCCAAUCGAGAAGUAAGACCUCUGAGGAAAGAAAUGCCAGGAGUAGGAGCCCGGGGACCUGUCGGCCGAGCGCAUCCUAUAUCAAAGAGUGAAAAACCCUCCACAAGUAGGGACAAGGAUUACAGAGCCAAAGGGAGAGAUGACAAGGGAAGGAAACAUAUGCAAGAUGCUGCAAGUGAUGGUGAAAUUCCAAAAUUUGAUGGUGCUGGAUAUGAUAAGGACUUGGUGGAGGCCCUCGAGAGAGACAUCGUGUCCAGGAAUCCUAGCAUUCAUUGGGAUGACAUAGCGGAUCUGGAAGAAGCUAAGAAGUUGCUGAGGGAAGCUGUUGUUCUUCCGAUGUGGAUGCCUGACUUCUUCAAAGGGAUUAGAAGGCCAUGGAAGGGUGUGCUGAUGGUUGGACCCCCAGGCACUGGUAAGACUAUGCUAGCUAAAGCUGUCGCCACGGAAUGUGGCACAACGUUCUUCAACGUUUCCUCUUCUACACUGACGUCUAAAUAUAGAGGUGAAUCUGAGAAGUUAGUCCGUCUGUUGUUUGAAAUGGCUAGAUUUUAUGCCCCCACCACAAUCUUCAUUGAUGAGAUAGAUUCUAUCUGCAGUCGAAGAGGAACCUCUGAUGAACAUGAGGCCAGUCGCAGAGUCAAGUCUGAACUACUCAUUCAGAUGGAUGGAGUUGGAGGAGCUUUAGAGAAUGACGAUCCUUCCAAAAUGGUUAUGGUGUUGGCUGCUACUAAUUUCCCAUGGGACAUUGAUGAAGCUUUGCGAAGGAGAUUAGAAAAAAGGAUAUAUAUACCACUCCCAACAGCAAAAGGAAGAACUGAGCUUCUGAAGAUCAAUCUUCGUGAGGUUGAAGUGGACCCUGAUAUUCAACUGGAAGAUAUAGCAGAGAAGAUUGAGGGCUAUUCUGGUGCUGAUAUAACUAAUGUUUGCAGGGAUGCCUCUUUAAUGGCAAUGAGACGGCGAAUCAAUGGCUUAAGUCCAGAAGAGAUCCGUGCGCUUUCUAAAGAGGAGCUUCAGAUGCCUGUGACCAGAGGAGACUUCGAAUUGGCUCUUAAGAAAAUUGCUAAGUCUGUCUCUGCCGCAGACUUGGAGAAGUAUGAAAAAUGGAUGGUUGAAUUUGGAUCUGCUUGAAUUUCUGACAGAUAUUUGAUCAGAGGGUUCCUUCAUUCAGCAGACUUGCGUUGGUUGCCUACUGUGUGCACCACCCUCCCGUGGGAGCUCUGUGGCUUACAGAGUCGGACUAGGCAGUGCAGUUCCGACUGGGCACUUUGUGUAAUUACAGUGUACAGCGUCUAACUCCAACUGAUGAAACGAGUUCAUAUCAUAAACAGAGAGGGACAGUAAUCUGUGUGUGCUUUGGAAAGAUGAUACAUAAAAGUUUUUCUCUCUUUAAAUCUGUUUUAAAAUUAGAACCAAUACCCGUUUGUUUGAACAAUAUAACUGUUAUAGGUCUAACUAUUUUCAUGAACCAUUUCUGUUUCCCAGCUACAUGUUUAUUGUAAACAUUUUACUCUCAUAGUUCCUUUAUUUUUUAAAGGAAAUUAAUAUUGAUGAAAUGUACCAGACAAAUGGCCCUCUAGCGUAGACUGAAACCUUCUAGUAAUCCAAGUAGAAAAUAGACGAUGGCGUCACAGUCUGUAUCUUCUAGUCAGUAGCAGCAUAGGUAUUCCAGAAUGACCAAAACAUCGUUUGGACUCGGAACUCUGCCUCCAAAACUACCAAGACAGCUUGGAAGAGGAAACAUGUUGUGGUCCAGCUGUGUAACUAGGGACUUCCUUUGAGCUCCUGAAAUGGCCAUUUUUAUGAUGUGAUAUUUGACUGUCAAAAAAUAGGCUGAAAUCACUAAUUACUAAAAAGUGAGCAAGUAUCUGGUGAAUCUGCUAUUAACAAACACCAGAAAAAAAUGUGUAUACAGCCCAAAUUUACAAUAUAAUUGUCACGCUUUCACUUUGCUCCCUGUAGCCUGACUCUAUUGAACAUAAAAUUAUUGAUACUCUAGGUUUUGAACGGCUUGAGAUGGUUGAAUUCCUUCCUUGGAAAUAGACACUGUCAAAUCCAUGAUGAGAAUCACAAAACAGUAACUAGUUGACAUAGAUAUAUUUCACUUUCCCCCACCCCAGCCUGAGAGAAGUGAAGGACUUAGGCAGGUGUUUCAUGUGGUGUGGGCUUUGGCUCCUUCAGUAUUGUCUGGAUUAUUGUCUUUUUUGCAUAAUGGUAGAUUCCCACGCUUCUUAUUAAUGAUAAAUCAUCUUAGGACAUAUCCUAUAUGACAGGCAUAAAAUGUUAAGGGUAUUUGUUGGCCUUUUCCAAGAAAGGGCCACCUUAACUUGUAUGAGGAAACAAUAGUAAUUAUUUUUUUAACCUUUUUUUGUACCUACUGUUCCUUAACUGUUUUGAUUGUAUAAUAUUUUUUACAUACCAAUUAAUUUGUGAUGCACGAAAUAUUUACGUGACUCUAAGAAUCUGUCACAAUAGAAAAGAGUAGGAAUUACAGUUGGAGGGCAUGUUAAGGGGAUAAAAAUAUUUAAACCCCAAAUGUUUUAUUCUCGACUCCACCAAUUAUUUUUGUGGAAAAAACUAAAAAUGCUGUUAUAACACUAUGUUUACUUAUUUAUACUAAGUUAAGCUUUUCAUAUUUAUUUAUUUAAUUUUUUAAGGACAUUUACUUUUAGUAUUGUUUCUUAAUAUGGAAACUGUAUGAGUAUUUUAGAAAUAAAAUCCCUAAGAUAAUAUGUUUUUACACAUUCAGAAAUUAACAAUAAUUCUUUGAAUUUUUGUUAUAUUUUUUAACUCUGGACAGCCUUUGGCUUUAAUGGUAUUUCUACAUUUCCUGGUGACUAGGAAAAAUAUUAAGGUAGAGUCAUAUAUCACCUAAGACAGGGAUAAGUUCUGAGAAAUACAGUGUUAGACAGUUUCGUCCUUGUGCGAACAUCAUAGUAUGUACUUACACAAACCUAGAUGGUAUAGCCUACUACACACCUAGGCGAUAUGGUACUAAUCUUAUGGGACCACCGUUGUAUAUGUGGUCCCUUGUUGACCGCAACAUCAUUAUGUGACACAAGACUGUAAUGUCAUAAAAUUUAUUCUUUUUAUUUUACCUUUCUCAUUUCUUGAUUGACCUUAUUUUGUAUAUGUAUAUAAAUAACCUGGAUACUGCUUGGUCACCAGGAGUGUACAGGUUUUUCAACAUUUGGAAAUUAUUUUUUUUUUAAUGAUUGGCACCUGAGCUAACAACUGUUGCCAAUCUUCUUUUUUUUCUUUUUCCUGCUUUCUCUCCCCAAAUCCCCACAGUACAUAGUUGUAUAUUUUAG